AUGUUAGAAACGCGUACACUUCCCAUCAUCCUCAGCUGCCAUAACGCAGACCAGGAAGAACCAAGGAUGUGACGCUAAUUCUUACAUGGUACACAGUGGUUGUAUUUUACAGGAUCAUAGCUGGGAUUUUGGCUAUAAUUCUAACCGUAUAUUCGAAACAAAAACGAAGUGACUGCCGUUGAGAGAGCGGUAAGAGAGGCAGGAUGAGUGGGGCUGCGCUGGGCAUUGAGAUAGUGGUGGUGUUCUUCCUGGCUCUGUUCCUGCUGCAUCGCUAUGCAGACUUCCGUAAGCAGCAGAGAAUGGUGCUGUUUGGCACCUUGCUGGCCUGGUACCUGUGUUUCCUCAUCGUUUUCAUUCUUCCUCUGGACAUCAGCACAACUAUCUACAAGCAGUGUAAGAUUGAUCAUGAGGAACAUCCCGCCGUACUCCCUGUGAUCCCACUGCUAUCCAAUCAAACAGCAGGAAACUCAACUAUGGCCACUGCCAAUAAAAGUGUUCUGAAGGUGUGUUACAAGCCAUGGAGCUACAUUCCAGAUGGAAUCAUGCCUGUGUUCUGGAGAGUUGUUUACUGGACCUCUCAGUGUCUCACCUGGCUGCUGCUGCCCUUCAUGCAGUCCUAUGCACGCUCAGGGGGCUUUUCCAUCACUGGGAAAAUAAAGACUGCACUGAUAGAGAAUGCCAUUUAUUACGGAACGUACCUGCUCAUCUUCGGCUCACUGCUUAUCUACGUGGCCGUUCAUCCUCAGUGGCACCUCUCCUGGUAUGAGCUGCAGACAAUAGGCAUCACUGCAGCCAACACCUGGGGUCUGUUCCUGCUGGUGCUGUUGCUGGGUUACGGCCUGGUGGAGAUUCCGCGCUCCUAUUGGAACGCCUCGCGGCGGGGACACCUGCUCAUCAAGACCUACUUCAAGGCAGCCAAGCUGAUGACGGAGAAGGCUGAUGCACAGGAGAACCUAGAGGAUGUCAUGGAGGAAGUGCGAAAGGUCCAAGAAUCCAUCAAGUACAACCACCCACUGAGGAAGUACAUCGAUACUGUUCUUAGAAAGUGCCCUGUGGACUACCAGGAGAAGAUGGGCAGAAACAUGGAUGACUAUGAGGACUUUGAUGACAAACAGAACACCUAUCCCAGUGAGAAGAGCCUGGUGAAGCUUCACAAACAAGUAAUUUACGCAGUGCAGAGACACAACCGGACCCGUGUUCAGUGGCUGAUCCUCCUGCAGCAGGCUAUGCACCUGGAGGACGUGGCGAAGAAUGAGACCAGCUCAGCCCACCAGUUUGUCCGCAGCUUCCCCUCCACAGAACCAACUAGCUGGCUCAGCCGAUACUUUUACACUCCUACCGUAGAGUGGUACUGGGAGUGCCUGCUGAAACAUUGGUUCUACCGGCUGCUGGCUGUGGUGUUGUCUCUAUUUUCUGUGGCCGUGGUGUGGUCUGAGUGCACCUUCUUCAGCACCCGACCCGUCCUCUCUCUCUUCGCUGUCUUCAUCCAGCUCGCUGAGAGAGACUACAACUACUUGUACAUUGAGAUGGCGUGCUUCAUCACCAUCUUCUUCCUGUGCACCUGUGUUUACUCCACUGUGUUCCGGAUCAGAGUGUUCAACUACUACUACCUGGCCUCACACCACCAGACUGACGCCUACAGCCUGCAGUUCAGUGGCAUGCUGUUCUGCCGUCUGACCCCUCCUCUGUGUCUGAACUUCCUGGGUCUGAUCCACAUGGACUCUGCUAUCUCCCACCAACAGAAGGAGCAGACGGCCUACACAUCUAUCAUGGGUUCUAUGAGGGUCCUAUCGUUCAUAGCUAAUGGCUUCUACAUCUAUUACCCCAUGCUCAUAUUGCUGCUCUGCAUCGCUACCUACUUCAGCCUGGGCACCCGCUGUCUGAACCUCCUGGGCUUUCAGCAGUUUGUGGGAGACAAUGAAAUGACCUCUGACCUGAUCGAUGAGGGCAAGGAGCUCAUUCGGCGAGAGAAAAGAAAGCUCCAAAGGAUUGAGGAUGGAGAGAACCGACGAAGGGAGUGGAAAGAGCGCUAUGGUAACACCCGGGAAGACACCGCCAGGAACAGGAUUAGAAAUGAAGCAGCAGAAAUGACAGAGACCAACUACUCCGAUACUGUCCCUAACACUAGACAGGCCAAGUACUCUCGGACUGGCAGAGGAACAGAGAGAGACUCUAUAGAACUUCUCCAGGACGCAGAGCCUUUGGACUUCAAUGCAGAGACCCUUUCAGACGACCCUCUUGAAGCAGGUUCCACCAGACAUGUACCAGGCAGGUACCUGUCCAUGUCCUCGUCACGGAGCAGAAUCUUUGAUGACGUUUGAGAGAAGUAAAGAGGGGAAGUCGAAGGAACAGGAAAGCUAGAAACACACAUUAAUUUUCAUGCUCCACUUUUCAGGGAAGACCAUACGAAGGAGAGACGCUCUCUCAACCUCUGUGAAUGUAGCACAUGACCUCUAUCUCACACUACACUGUUGGCCUGAUGUAUCUGCUACCCUUUGUUUCCAAUAGCUUGUCGCCUGUCAGAACACUCCAGUGGCUGUUAAUAUACACUUCCCCAUUAGGCAGAUAGCUGUCCUCCCAGUGCCAGCCAGUGUGCAUCAUGUCAUGAAUGCAUGAACCUGUACCCUAUUUGGGCUUAUCAUUGUUAAUCCGUUUUGUUAUUUCAUUUGUUACUUAUGUGCAUGAAUUUCUAUUAAAGGUCCUCUGUUCAUUUGAUACCCACUGGGAUGUGUCUUCCCUCAAAAAUCUGGUUGACGGGUUGAGCGAAAAAAAUUUUUUUUUGAGAAGAUAAGUAAUUAACACUAAUGAAGGAUAUUGUGGAGGGGAGAGACAUACACUACCAUUCAAAGUUUUUGGGUUACUUAGAAAUGUGCUUUUCUUUAAAAAACAAGGACAUGUUUUUGUCCAUUAAAAUAACAUCAAAUUUAUCAGAAAUACAGUGUAGACAUUGUCAAUGUUGUAAAUGACUAAUGUAGCUGGAAACGCCAGAUUUGUUUUAAUGGAAUAUCUACAUAGGCAUACAGAGGCCCAUUAUCAGCAGCCAUCACUCCUGUGUUCCAAUGGCACGUUGUGUUAGCUAAUCCAAGUUUAUCAUUUUAAAAUGGCUAAUUGAACAUUAGAAAACCAUUUUGCAAUUAUGUUAGCACGUGGAAUAGCCUUCAUUUCUCAGAACAAGAAUAGACUGAUGAGUUUCAGAAGAAAGAGCUUUGUUUCUGGCCAUUUUGAGCAUGUAAUUGAACUCACAAAUGCUGCUGUUCCAGAUACUCAACUUGUCUAAAGAAGGCCAGUUGUAUUGCUUCUUUAAUCAGGACAACAGUUUUUCAGCUGUGCUAACAUAAUUGCAAAAGGGUUUUCUAAUGUUCAAUUAGCCAUUUUAAAAUGAUAAACUUGGAUUAGCUAACACAACGUGCCAUUGGAACACAGGAGUGAUGGCUGCUGAUAAUGGGCCUCUGUAUGCCUAUGUAGAUAUUCCAUUAAAGAAAAUCUGAUGUUUCCAGCUACAUUAGUCAUUUACAACAUUGACAAUGUCUACACUGUAUUUCUGAUCAAUUUGAUGUUAUUUUAAUGGACAAAAAAUGUCCUUGUUUUUUAAAGAAAAGCACAUUUCUAAGUAACCCCAAACCUUUGAAUGGUAGUGUGUGUGUGUGUGUGUGUAUGUAUGUAUAUAUAUUUUUUUAUGCGUUUAUAUUUAUCUCCUAAAAGUUCCUAACUACCUACUUAUUUAACUGUGCCAGAAAAAUAGAAAUAGUGGAACAAAUGAUCAAUGUUUCAAUGAAUUAGUCUUGUGUUGUCACUUGUCAGUCUUGUAGAAUUCUAUGAUUUAUGGUUCUGGUUUAUGGAAGGAUGGACAGUUGCUUGGGACUGUUUCUGAAGCUGCUACCAUAGAAACCAAGUGUACAGUAGACAGUCCUCUAUUUCUUGUAUAAUCUAUGUGAUCCAGCCCAUACUGAGCUAACAUGCAUGGUGUUUAUACUGCCCUUAGAGCUGAAUACUAACUUGAGAUGUGUGUUGUUAACUCACAUUAUUUGUGCAAGGGAAUUGAUGUCAGAUUAGUGCAAAUCGGAACUCAAGUUGGAAUUCGGCCCAUAACGCUAGAGAUGUUGUUGCAAUUGAUGGAGGUCAACUGAUACAGCUGUUAUGUAUUGUUAUGUAUACUCUCUUUUCUAUUCCUAAUGUCAGAAUGACCUUAAACUUUUUGUGUUUGAGAAUUCAUUUGUUUAAAUUCUGUUGAAAGGCCUGUUUAAAAAAAAUUAGCAAUAUUGUGUCAUUAACCAUUGACCGCUGGACAUUUUUGAGCUAUUUAGAAUUGUAGGUGUUAAAGAAUCUACUGAAGUCUUUUUGGGGUAUCAUUGUGCCAUUUAUUGUUUUAUUUGUGUUUAUUCGGCUCCAUUACGAAAAUGGCAAAUGCACAUUUUUCCCAAUUAUGAUUCCAUUUUUGGUUUUAAUUACUUGGCUCAAUCAACAAAAACAAGUGACCUUCAACUUUUUAAAUAUUUAUCCUUACAUUGAUCAAGAGGUCUUGCUGGCAGGUACAGCAAAGCAACAGGCCAUUUACAUCACUGAAAUACUGUACAUUCCCAAACAUCUUUCAAGGCAGGUUCCCAAAAGAAGGACUGCACAAUGUGUCAACAUGGAAGAACUACUGUAUGAGCGCUCUAGUUGGAUUGAGUAAUUCAGAUGUAACAAACACACACACACACACACAUGAUAGCAUGCAGGUUAAAUGCAUGAUAUUCAUAUUUGAAGGAGAUGGACAAUUAUCCUAAAAUCAUGUUAAAUUAUAAUUGAAUGUAAUCUGCUGUAAAUAAUAUUUUAGAUUUAACCAGAAAAGUCUCUCUCCAUGUCUUUGUUAAUGAUGCACUGUUGUAUAAUUUGUUAGCUUUUUUGUUUUGUUUUAUAUUGUUCUUUUAAGAUAGCAGACAGAAAAGGUCAACACAUGUACAACAUGCUAUUUAUUGUAAAUGAAUUGAACUACAUCUGUUUAGAUGCCCAUUUAACUUAAUCUCCUUAAAAUCUCUGUAAAAAGUAAGAAAUGAAUUAAAGUUCCUAAUGAAUUAUACUGUAGUGUUAGUGAGAUGGGUAACCUCACACUGAUUUUGGUGAAGACGUUUUUGCUUUGUAUCUUGAAAUAUAUUAUGUACAGGUAUAUUUCAUUUUCUUUGCACAUGUACUCUGAUGCUGGAAUGUUAUAAUUUAUUAAACCCAGGUGUUGGUCCUCUGUGGGGUUUUUUAAUGUAGUAUUUAGACUAAAGUGUUGUGGAACGAAAUAAAACAUCUUAAAAUUA
This is a messenger RNA of Oncorhynchus kisutch (coho salmon), 5285 nucleotides long. It is a transcript of the gene lmbrd2b, whose product is annotated as LMBR1 domain containing 2b. The transcript is spliced from 18 exons. Gene Ontology annotation, biological process: adrenergic receptor signaling pathway. Gene Ontology annotation, cellular component: membrane. The record is from RefSeq and is a predicted model, not a curated record. The coding region runs from base 204 to 2321 and encodes 705 amino acids. NCBI's taxonomy places the organism in Eukaryota, Metazoa, Chordata, Actinopteri, Salmoniformes, Salmonidae.